This is a messenger RNA of [Torrubiella] hemipterigena, 1933 nucleotides long. The record is from the annotation of a GenBank genome assembly. Lineage: Eukaryota; Fungi; Ascomycota; Sordariomycetes; Hypocreales; Clavicipitaceae.
CAAAAGGCUUCCCAUCAUCUUUCCUCCUCCAUGUAAAACAAUUCCCCCUUUCUUUCCACCAUUGUCAGACUCGGUGGCUUACAACAACCGCAACUCAUACAAGACAAUGCUUGACUCGCCUCUAGCUCUUCUCUCGCACUGACCCUUUGGGCGUCAUCACCACACCACCCUUUCGACAAGCAUACCCCUGCAGCCCAGCCCGCCACUAGGUACCUGGACUGUUCUGCAAUCUAAACAUAGAGUCCAUGCGGCACGACGGCAAAGGCGCACACUCCCGUCCACGUCAAUGUAUAAGAUCACAAAGCCCAUCCUUUGCCCGCUUUCCACAAAAGCAACAACAGCUCUCUUCAGUCCUUGUUACAACACACAAUGCAAUUGCCCGUCGCCCAGGUUCUCGUCCUGGCCGCAGCCACGGCCCAGGCAAAGCCCAUCCUCAACACCGUCGACCUGACACACUACAGAACCAUCCUCCCGCGCUGGUUCUCCUCAUGGUCAUGGCAAGCCUCGUCGCCCUCGACGCUCGCCCAGGCCAUCAAGGACUUUGAGCACGACAUCUUUGGCGGCCCCCGCACCCUCAACAUCCUCAAGACCACCACGCACAACGGCCAAGUCGUCGACUGGAUCGAGACCUCGUCGCAGGGCAAGGUCGCCUCUCCUCCUCCCCAUUUCCCAUCCCGCUCCAGUUCUAAGCGCGGCAGCGCCAACGGGCCCAUCACAAAGGCUCCCAUCCCCAUCCACCCUGACCCAGGCCCUCCCGGCACCGUCCCGUUUGCUCGGCACAACAGCACGCGCCCCGAAAAGGCCGACAGUCUGCCUGGCACCACUAAGUCCCAAUCUCAAUCCUCCUCCUCCAAAGCCAGAACAUCUUCAGACGGCACCCCUCAGCCCGCUGAAGACCCUACCGCCCAAAACCUCGUCGAAACCCACUGGUACGCCGCCUCCGUCAACCCAACCCCCAACCACGGCGGCGGCGGCAGCUUCAACAUCUGGGACGCCUACGUCCAGAACCCCAGCGACUUCAACAUCAUGCAAGUCGCCGUGGCCCUCGACCACAACCAGACCGUCGAGGCCGGCUGGCAGCACUACGACGGCGUGCAAACCGGCGGCCCCGCGCUCUUCACAUACUGGACCAACAACGGAUAUACCAAGUACGGCGACUACCUCGGCGGCUACGACGCCCAAGUCGGCGGCUGGGUGCAAGUCGACAAGGACAUCUAUCCAGGUGUGCACCUUUCGCCGCUCUCCACGACGGGCGGCACACAGGUCGAGAUCGACAUCCACUACUAUCUGUUCCAAGGCAACUGGUGGCUGCGCGUGCUGGACCGCUGGAUCGGAUACUACCCCGGCGCCCUGUUUGCCGACAACGACAAGGGCCAGUCGCUGGCCAAGGGCGCCAACACGAUUUCCGUGUACGGCGAGGUGCUAAACGGCGGCAAGGAAAUGACGACCACGGAUAUGGGCAGUGGCGAGUUCCCGUCUGCAGGCUUUGGCAAGGCGGCGUUUAUCCGCAACGUGGAGGUGUAUACGCCAGAGGGUAAAACAGUCGACUAUAACACGGCUGCCGGUAAUGUCGUGAUUAGCGACCCCAAGAGAUAUGAUCUCGAAGUGCAUUGGGCCUCGGGGACCGCUUGGGGAAGCUACUUGUAUGUUGGCGGGCCAGGCGCUGGCGGCAAGAUCGGCGCUUAAGACUACGACAGAAAAAGAGGGAUGAUAUAGUUGAUGAACCAUUUGUUGUAUAGUUUUUUGGCAUACAUGUACAUAUAGUAUAGAGAAUAUACCAUCGAAGCGAGUUGACAUACACAUUACACAUACGAAUAUACAGGCAUGCAUUCAGACAUUCACAUAGGCGCAUCUACAUGCACAUCCCAGCAUGGACAUUUUAUAUAGAGAGACUGUAAGAACAAGUCGGUAAAAUAGAAUCAAGUAUAUUUCC